Messenger RNA from Peniophora sp. CBMAI 1063, 2550 nucleotides. The record is from the annotation of a GenBank genome assembly. NCBI's taxonomy places the organism in Eukaryota, Fungi, Basidiomycota, Agaricomycetes, Russulales, Peniophoraceae.
AUGUCGCUGUUGAGCGAUCCAGAUUUCCUGAUCCACAGCCUGCGCCUCAACUACCUGCGCAACGUCGACGACCCAUACGGCCAGCGCCUGAUCUCCUUCUCGCCCUUCUACGCCUCGAACCCCUACGUCGCCGCCGCCCACCUCUCGGACACGGACCGCUGGCCCGAACUCCAUGCCUCUUCUUCCCCGUCCAUAUCCGACGAUGAGGCCGACCCCGCCGCAAGUAACAACAACCACCGACGCAGAUCGGGAUUUCCCGGUGCGACUGGCUUGAAAUAUAGCGCAACAAUCAUGCCGGGGACGAGACAGAGUGGGCUGGGGAUGAGUGUUAGAGGGAGGAGGCCGGAUCUCACUGGGAAACGGCUGUCGAGGAUAUCAAAGAGAGGCUCGACUGGCUCUACGCCGAAUAGUCCAACUGUCAUCCCCGCGAGCGAGAAUACGCCAGAACCUACGGGCGUCAAUAUCACGUCUGCAUCGCCGCUUGAUACAGCUCAGAAGGAGCCCGAAGUGGUCGUCGCACCUCCGCCUCCAGCACCGGCACCAGUGGUGCCUGGAUUCGUGCCCAAGUUCAAAGGCGCGGCUGAGAUGGACGCGCGAAGGAGGCUGAGGUUGCAGGCGAGGCAAGGCGCCGUGGCUGCCGCCGCUGCUCCGAGAGUCACUCCGGACCCGAAUCGCAGUCUCGUCGAUUUCGAUUCGUCGUCGUCCGAAGAGGAAUCGACGGCAGACUUUGAGGAGGAUGGGUUUGACGAUGUUGGUGUGGAUGGAGACUCGGAUAUGGAAGGCGACGACGGUGAUGAGGAGUUCGAUCCGGAGUUCGUAAAUAUGCUGGGCGUAACAGACGACUCAGUCGACGGCCUCUCCUCCGUCUCAAUGUCCAACUCCGGCCUCAACUCAAUCUCAAUGUCAAACCCCUCCCACCUCGCCGCCCCAGCGUCCGUCCGCGGCCGCUCAAAACUCAGCCCCGUGCGCGAGAAACACGGACACGACUUCUCGCUCGUCGAGAACUCCCUCGGCGCAGGUGGAUCCGGAGAGCCGAUGUUCGAGAUGGUCACGCCUCCUCCGAAACAACCUUCCAACGAGCCCGCUGCGAGGCCGACGAAGAGGAGACCGUCGCAGCCGCCUGCACCCGACGAUCUCUUUGCGAGGCAGAAAGUUGUCGUUGCUCCUGUGAAGAAAUCGGCAUUAAGCAUGCGCUUAUCCGAAGGCACCGACCUCAACCCCUUCAGCGAACUUUACAGCGCCAUAUCUGGCCGCGGCGCAUCAGCGUCGACCAACGUCACUGUCUUCUUCCCGCAAUCGAAGACGCCGAUGAAGGCUAUGAACCUCGUGGUGAGGAAGGACGCGACGGUUGAGGAGGUGUUGGGCUUCGCGCUGUGGACGUACUGGGAGGAGAAGUGGGAGCCGAGGUUGGACGAGGGUGAUGAUACGCCUGAGGAGAAGCUUAGCGCUGUGGGCUGGGUGCUGAGGAUUGCGGAGGAGGAUGGAGAGGUUGACGAGGACUUCCCGCCGCCGGACAGGAUGGGCAAGAUCUCCAAGUUUAACUUCGACGCCUACGCCGUCCUCGCCGCCUCAGCAACCCAGAUGCAACAGAACAAGAUCUUCGAAGCCAAGAUCCAGCGUUCGCCCUCACGCGUGGUCAAAGCCAAACGCCCCGAGCCGACCCCUCUACUCGGUGUGCCCGGCGCAUCCAGCAAUGCCGGCAUGUCCAGCAGCGGUGCACCUUCGACGAGUGCGAUGGUACCCAGCACGUUCCCGAGUCAUCCGGGAAGUGUGUUCGGCUCGUUCAACCCGUCGUCGAGUUUCGGUCCGCAGAUAUUCUUGCGGAUAAGGGUGCAGGAUACGUUGGAUGCUGUACAUGUGUACUCGACUAUACACGUGACAUCAACAAUGUAUCUCCAGGAAGCCCUCGACAUCGUCUGUCACCGACGCAAGCUCCUUCCCGCCAAAGACUACACUUUCGUCGUAUCCGACAUGUCCGUCAUGGUCGCUCUGGACCGUACAGUCGCAUCUCUACAAGGCAAAACCGAUCUCCUACUCGUGAAGAAAGAGAUGGUACCGAACCUCGGCGUGAACGUCGCGAAACCGGCUGGAUCGUCCGCGGAUCCGAACUCGAGUAUCUUCGGGGGCAAGGCGAACGCUCAGCCCGAACCGGAGGUCACCUCUGUACCCGAUUUCGCGGCAGACUAUAAGCGGUACACUGUAUACCGCAAGAUGCCGAUGCUCGUGGGCCGCCACGAGCGUAUACUCGCCAUCGACGGUCUAUACGUCCAUUUCAUGCCCUCGAACAAGGCCAAAGCCGUCUUCGAAUCCGGCAAGACCUCUUCGCAUCACAUCAAAUCCGUCGUUGCGGCACAGCAGUCGCAUAAGGACAGCUCGACAUUCAGGAUCGUCGUACACCGGCUGAGGGAGAACGGAGGGAAUAAGAGGUACGAUUUCGAGGCGAGCAGUGCUGCUGAUGCUGCGGAGAUCGUGCAGACUAUCAAGAGUAUGAAGAAUAGUAUUGAUAGGCAGAGCACGAUCAAGGCGCGUAGGAGUAAGCACAUGGGCUGA